UCUUCGUGGUGGUCAUGUUCAAUCUCCAGUGCUGAAGUGAAGCAGUGACCAAUACCCCGCCAUAUUGGGCGGAAUGUGGGUGGGCUGCCCCUCAUCGCGUCUCCACGCGUUUACAUCGUCACCAUCAACAAAUCUCCGACCCAGCGACCGUCCGUCGCUAGGAAGCCAGCACCAUGUCCCGAUCAAGCGCCGCAGCGCGCAAUCUGAGCCUCACGGAGGAGCUGGAGAGGCUCGAACAGUCCAUCACGCUGACUCUACAAGAAAUCGACCAUAACUUCAGCAAGUCGCACCGAAUCGUCACGACAAGCAUCCUACCUUUAGUCGAGCAAUAUGGAGAUCAUUCCCGGGCCGUCUGGGAGGCGUCUAAGUUCUGGAAGCAAUUCUUCGAAGCCUCUGCCAAUGUAUCACUUUCCGGCUACGAGGAGCUAGCCAACGACGAAGAAGAAACAAUGACGGUCGAAGAGAGCACAGCGAUGAGGGACGAGACGACGGCAGACUACACCGCUCAGCAUGGGGAGGAGGAUGUAACAGCCACAACCGGCGCGGAGCAGUCGACCUACCACAUCGACGAAUCGCUACUCGACGAUGCCGAGCUCUCCGGGAGCACUCCUCGCCCGCCUUCGACAAAGACCUCAAGGACGCAAUUCUCACACCUCCAGUCGCCGUACGAGACCAUGAAGCGGGAGAUGCAGGAUGAGGAGGGCCACACGACCGUGCUCGAAGACAACGAGGACUCCACUGUGUUGUUCGCCCAGCACACUGCGAGGUUGCCAGACAUGUCAAUGACACCAGGCGGCCGUUUCGAUGAAGAUGAAGACCAAACCAUUGAGCAAUCGAUACACCGCAACAAAGACCCUCUGCUGCAUCGGAUUCUGGACAAGAACUACCGCAUCCAGGCCACACCACAUAAGCCGGCAUUGCGCAUAUCCCCCCUGAAAAGCACCCAAGCCAAGAAGGAGACCCCUGCGUGGCAAGAUUCUCCAAUGUCGUCACCUGAAAUGGCGGUUCCAAAAUUGCGCAGCGAGGCCUUUAUGUCGCCCAUGAAGACCAAAGCCCGGGAGCGUUUGGCGGCGGCCACUCAGGGACCAAGAACGCCCGGCGUCAGCGUGCAGACGCCCGCGACGGCGAGGAAGACUCGGGAUGUGUUCGCCGAUGAUAGCACCAUGGCGAGCGGGAAGCAAAAGUAUGAGAUUGAUUGGGAGAGCGACGAGGAGGAUGACGAUAUUGACCUGUACGCCGGCAUGAGCCCGCCAAAGACGAUCCAAUUCGCCCUGCCCCCAUCCAAGUUGCUGCAGACCCCUGCACGAGAGGCAAGCCAGAGGAUUGUCGGUGACAUCCUCCUCGAUGCGGGCGCAGACCCAAACUCGUCCGAGUACAGUCCGAGCAUGGUCAAGAUGAACGAGGACAUUCUCAACGACAGCUUCUAGGGACGUAUAUGGUACAGAACGAGAAAGCCAAAAGUCGAAAUUAUUUAUUUGCCUCUAGGCAGUUUAUCAAUACAGUAAGAAAGAUACCCCCUGGGACAUGUCUUAUCCCUGGUCCAGUUCCCGUCAUUCCAUAACUCGUCAAUAAAUCCGUUUGGUCACCGAUUGACCAAUCUUUGCCAACGUGUCUGACAA
This is a messenger RNA of Ilyonectria robusta, 1619 nucleotides long. Its product is annotated as DASH complex subunit Ask1-domain-containing protein. Lineage: Eukaryota; Fungi; Ascomycota; Sordariomycetes; Hypocreales; Nectriaceae. Gene Ontology annotation, biological process: attachment of spindle microtubules to kinetochore. Gene Ontology annotation, cellular component: mitotic spindle; DASH complex; mitotic spindle pole body. The transcript is spliced from 4 exons. The coding region runs from base 174 to 1427 and encodes 417 amino acids. The record is from RefSeq and is a predicted model, not a curated record.